CAUAAAUUGACAAACGAAAUUCCUUUACGACGACAAAGAGAAAAUGCAAAAAAUAUAAUUAUUAAUUUUUUAAGAAAUCUAAUAAAUUAAAUUGCAGUAUUUAGAGAAGAAAAUUUAUUUCAAAUACUUGAAAUUGAAACGAGAUAAAGCGAAAGUGUUUAAAAAAUGGGUUUGUGCAAAUGUCCCAAACGUCAAGUGACGAAUCAAUUUUGUUUUGAACAUCGCGUAAAUGUUUGUGAGUACUGUAUGGUACAGAGCCACCCAAAGUGUAUUGUACAAUCAUAUUUACAAUGGCUUAGAGAUAGUGACUACGUAUCAAAUUGUACAUUGUGCUCAACGGGCUUGGAAGAAGGAGAAUGUGUGCGUUUGGUGUGUUAUCAUGUCUUUCAUUGGGACUGUUUGAAUGCUAGACAAUCGGCUUUGCCAACAAACACUGCUCCCAGUGGCCAUCAGUGCCCUACAUGUAAAAAUGAAAUAUUUCCCACAUCCAAUUUGGUCUCGCCGGUGGGAGAUGCUUUAAAACAACAAUUAGUACAAGCUAAUUGGGGGCGCAAUGGCUUGGGUUUAGCAUUGUUGAAUGAAGAAUCGGUACAGAAUCCAAAAAGUGUUUCUUCAAAAACAGCAACAAACUCAUCCACACCUGUCUCAGCAGCUACGAGUAGUAUGACCAAGAUACAUCAUAACAAUAGCAACAAUUCUAACCAAAAUAAUACUUUGGAACGUUCCAAGGCGAAUGGUGCUUUCGCUAACACCACCCUGAAGCAAGAUAGUCCACAUUCCGUGUUACUUAUGGACGCAUUUAAUCCACCCUCAAAUGCUGAUAUUCAUGCUAGCAGUCGUCGACCCUUGUUACCCCGCCAAUCGCCCAUUGGUGGUGCAGAUCGUGAUGAAAAUAAAUAUGCUAGACGUACACCAGCUGAAAUAUUUUCACGCUGGUCUAGGCGUUUCUAUGCGCCCUCCUCUAGGCCACCUUGGAGACGUACUUGGUUUUUGGUUCUUAGCGGUAUUUUGGCAUUUGUUGUACUCAUUUAUUUGAUGGCUGCUUUUGGUCGUGGCGGUUCUCAGGAUUCCUUAGAGGAUGCAUGGAAUAAUCCCAACCCUAAGCCUAGACAUUAUGAAUAAUAAAUUGCAUGUUUUUGAAGAGAAACAUAAUAUAUUAAAUAAGUUAAAAUUUAAUAACAA
This is a messenger RNA of Lucilia cuprina (Australian sheep blowfly), 1182 nucleotides long. RefSeq names its product zinc finger protein-like 1 homolog. Gene Ontology annotation, cellular component: Golgi apparatus. The record is from RefSeq and is a predicted model, not a curated record. The transcript is spliced from 5 exons. Lineage: Eukaryota; Metazoa; Arthropoda; Insecta; Diptera; Calliphoridae. Bases 166 to 1122 code for a protein of 318 amino acids.